GGAACAAGCGUUAACUGAAGACACGGAAAUGAAGAGCCUUCUGCCUCUGCUGUUUAAUUUUAUCACAUUUUCUUCCACAUUUCCUGCAGACCGGAAGGACAGACAUGAGGACAACAGCCAAGCAGCCAAGGCAUACCUCAACCAGUUCUACUCUCCUGAAAUAGAAGGAAGUCAUCUUGUUCAAAGCAAGAACACGAGUCUCCUAGAUGGCAAACUUCGGGAAAUGCAGGCAUUUUUUGGGUUGACAGUGACUGGAAAACUGGACUCAGACACUCUUGAGAUCAUGAAGGUGCCAAGGUGCGGUGUGCCCGAUGUGGGGCAGUAUGGCUACACACUCCCUGGGUGGAGAAAACACAGUCUUACAUACAGAAUAAUGAACUACACUCCUGAUAUGACACGAGCUGAUGUGGACGAGGCUAUUCAGAAAGCUCUACAAGUUUGGAGCAAGGUCACUCCAUUGAGGUUCACCAAGGUUUCCAGCGGUGUUGCAGAUAUCAUGAUAGCCUUCAGGACUAGAGCCCAUGGCUGGUGCCCACGUUAUUUUGACGGUCCUAUGGGAGUCCUCGGCCAUGCCUUUCCUCCAGGUCUGGGUCUAGGUGGUGACACUCACUUUGAUGAAGAUGAAGACUGGACAGCCAAGAAUGAGGAAGGGUUCAACCUGUUUCUUGUGGCUGCUCAUGAAUUUGGUCACUCCCUGGGGCUCUCUCACUCCAGUGAUCCAACAGCUUUGAUGUUUCCCAAUUAUGUCUCCCUGGAUCCUAGCAAAUACCCACUUUCUCGGGAUGAUAUUAAUGGGAUCCAGUCCAUCUAUGGAAGUCCAACUAAGGCACCCACCAACCCAAAUGGAAACCCUGGACACCACACCUGUGACCCCAUCUUGAUUUUUGAUGCUGUCACUACCUUCCGCAGAGAAAUUAUGUUCUUUAAAGGCAGGCACCUAUGGCGGCUCUACUCUGACACUGCCAUUGUUGAGUUCGAACUGAUUGCUUCCUUGUGGCCAUCUCUGCCAACUGAUCUUCAGGCUGCCUAUGAAAGCCCCAGAGAUGAGAUCCUCGUCUUUAAAGGUGAGAAUUUCUGGGUGAUCAGGGGGUAUGCUGUCUUGCCUGAUUAUCCCAAAUCCAUCCACACACUCGGGUUCCCAACACGUGUGAAGAAAAUUGAUGCCGCUGUUUGUGACCGUGACACGAGGAAAACCUUCUUCUUUGUGGGCUUCUGGUACUGGAGGUAUGAUGAGGUGGCACAAGCCAUGGACAGAGGAUUCCCACAGAGGAUAGUGAGGCGCUUUCCCGGAAUUGGCCUCCGUGUGGACGCUGCCUUCCAGUACCAAGGAUUCUUCUAUUUCUUCCGUGGGUUGAGGCAAUUUGAGUAUGACAUAAAGGAAAAGAAUCUCACCAAAGUGAUGAAAACCGAUACUUGGUUCAAGUGUAAAGAGCCAUUAAACUCAUCCUUCAAUGUGAGUGUCAAAGAAAAAGCACAUUCAAUUGGUACAGUGAUAUUACAUCAUAAAAGUGUAAGCGUGUUUAUUUUCAGUAUUGUUCAUGUGCUGACAAGCGCUUACAACUAA
Messenger RNA from Acomys russatus (golden spiny mouse), 1564 nucleotides. It is a transcript of the gene Mmp27, whose product is annotated as matrix metallopeptidase 27. Gene Ontology annotation, molecular function: zinc ion binding; metalloendopeptidase activity. NCBI's taxonomy places the organism in Eukaryota, Metazoa, Chordata, Mammalia, Rodentia, Muridae. Gene Ontology annotation, biological process: proteolysis; extracellular matrix organization; collagen catabolic process. The transcript is spliced from 10 exons. Gene Ontology annotation, cellular component: extracellular matrix. The record is from RefSeq and is a predicted model, not a curated record. The coding region runs from base 29 to 1564 and encodes 511 amino acids.